Messenger RNA from Oncorhynchus gorbuscha (pink salmon), 2957 nucleotides. Its product is annotated as E3 ubiquitin-protein ligase RBBP6-like. Gene Ontology annotation, molecular function: nucleic acid binding; zinc ion binding; ubiquitin protein ligase activity. The record is from RefSeq and is a predicted model, not a curated record. The transcript has 15 exons. The annotation marks the transcript as partial. Gene Ontology annotation, cellular component: nucleus. NCBI's taxonomy places the organism in Eukaryota, Metazoa, Chordata, Actinopteri, Salmoniformes, Salmonidae. Gene Ontology annotation, biological process: ubiquitin-dependent protein catabolic process; mRNA processing; protein ubiquitination.
UUCUUGUCGGGCCAGUUUCCGGUCCCGCCAUGAUGUUCAGAAGACAACGAGGAGCAAACUGAGAAAGACCGUCGAAAUGGAUUUAAAACAAACGAAAAUUAUACAAUUAGAAAGAGAGAUAAUUUACCGUCGUUUUGGAUAGGAAACCUAAGCUAACGGGUUAUUAAAAGUGUUUUAUUUCCAGUGGCCGUUUUCUAACUAGUUAGUGUAAAAUAAGGUUAUAUCUGCGGGGUAAAUGUUUUUGUUUUGACUGGUAGAUCUCCUUCUUCUUCAUCGUAGGUCACACAAGGAUCAACAUCGUUUCCUGCAAACUCCGAAAAGGAUCGUUUUUGAAGGACUUUUAUUUUAUUUGGACGUUUGAUUUCCCCCCCCACCCUCCCCCUUCUCUCUAGACGGAUUGAAGAAUAUUUUGGUUAUUUUUUAGGACUUUGCGCCGUUUUACGGGCCUCGUUAUGGACUCCUAACCGCGACCCCGGUGCCGCGCUGCUUUCCGCAGCUACAAGGCCCGUUGUUUCCGCGAGAGAAGAGAGAGACUCUUACUGACUGUAUUCAUAACCGUGGAAAAAAACAAAAAAAAAAACACACCCCGUAAUGGACACUUGUGGAACUGUACUUUUUUCUUGUUGUUUUACCGGACACUUAAAUUAACGGGUUAUUAAAGUCCCGGUCUGUCACUAACUAGUAGUUUGGUGUCUUUGACCCAAACAACUACAAGGACUAUCUGUGAAUACUUCCUCUUAGUUCAUUGCCUGUUUUUCCCUUCGAUAUUAUCUUUAUUAUAAUAAUAAUCUGGUAGCUUCCCUCCUCCUCCACCUUCAGUCUCAGAUCAUAUCUAAUGGUUAAUUGUUAUUUCUUAACUAACGUGUUGUUUUCCCCCCCUUCCUUUGUCUUUUGAGUUUAUAAAAAAGUGAUUUAGUUGUGAGAAUGUCGUGUGUUCAUUAUAAAUUCUCGUCCAAACUGGACUACAACACCGUGACCUUUGACGGGCUGCACAUCACCCUGGCCGAGCUGAAACGGCAGAUUAUGGGCAGAGAGCGCCUCAAAGCCACCGACUGCGACCUGCAGAUCACCAACGCACAGACCCGUGAAGAGUACACUGAUGAAGAGGUUCACAUCCCCAAACACUCAUCAGUGAUCGUCAGACGCACCCCCAUCGGAGGGGUCAAACCAGCGGGCAGAACGUUCAUUGUUGACCGUUCUGACAUGGCUGCUGGAUCCUCCAGACCCACCGACUCUUCACCGUCCGUCUCCCUGGCCCAGCUCUCUAAGACUGCCAACCUAGCGGAGGCCAAUGCAUCAGAGGAUGACAAGAUCAGAGCCAUGAUGUCCCAGUCCAACAGUGAAUAUGACCCCAUACAUUACUCUAAGAAGGCCAUAGGACCGCCUCCUGCACAUUACACCUGCUAUCGCUGUGGCAAGAAUGGACACUACAUCAAACACUGCCCCAUGCAGAUGGAUAAGAGCGUAGAGGCCCCUAAGCCAAUCAGGACCAGUAAGGGAAUCCCUCAGAGCUUUAUGGUGAAGGCUGAACCAGGAACUAAAGGAGCCAUGUUGACCAGCACUGGAGAAUAUGCUAUUCCUGCUAUAGACGCGGAGGCCUAUGCUCUGGGUAAGAAGGAGCGUCCCCCUUUCGUUCCUCGUGAAGCGUCGUCGUCUGAAGAUGAGGCUGAUCCAAUCCCUGAUGAGCUGCUCUGCCCCAUCUGUAACGACCUGAUGAAUGAUGCUGUGGUCAUACCCUGCUGUGGUAACUCCUACUGCGACGACUGUAUCAGGACCAGUCUGCUGGACUCAGAGGAACACACCUGUUUCACCUGCAAACAGUCUGACGUCUCACCUGACGCUCUCAUCGCUAACAAGUUCCUACGACAGGCAGUGAAUAACUUUAAGAAUGAGUCUGGUUACACCAAACCAGCACGAAACAAAACCCUGCAGCAGUCUGCCCCGCCCCCAGCACGGCCUCAGCCAUUCAGAACCCUCGGCUCACGCCAGCAGGACCCCUAUUGGCCAGCACUCGACAGCAGGACCCCCUAUUGGCCAGCACUCGACAGCAGGACCCCCUAUUGGCCAACACUCGACAGCAGGACCCCUAUUGGCCAACACUCGACAGCAGGACCCCUUAUUGGCCAGCACUCGACAGCAGGACCCCUAUUGGCCAGCACUCGACAGCAGGACCCCCUAUUGGCCAGCACUCGACAGCAGGACCCCUAUUGGCCAGCACUCGCCUGCAGGACCCCCUAUUGGACCCCUAUUGGCCAACGCCCUCGCCCCCCAGCCUCCCUCACUCCUCCUGUCACCCUGACACAAAGCCUGCCCAUUCAGACCCCACUGAUGGGACCGCCUGAGGUGUCAAUCUCUCCUGACCCCGCCCCUGAACCACACCGGGCGGAGCCACGGCACUUGGCCAAUCACAACGAGCCACCGCCGCCAGGUGAGAUGGAGGCGGGGCCUUACAUGGUGUCAGAGCCACCAAUCAGAUCAGCCGACAGCGGACCUCAGGGAUACCACAUGCCUAUGAUUGGUCACCCUCCACCCAUAAGGCCCUCCCACCCAUCAGGUCCACCUCCACAGCCCUCCCAUUCCCACAGAGGAGGACCCAGACCACCUUGGGACAGACCCUACAGACCUCUUUCUGACCACACACCCCCCACGCCACCCCCUUCCUUCCGCCCCCAGGCCCAGCCCCUCACCUCUACCCGGGCCCUAACCUCUACCACCCUCCCCCAACCCCCACUCCAUCCCGCCCCAGUCCUACCCCCUCCCUAUUCCACCGGACCCCUCCCCCUGUUAACUACCCCCUCAGCCCCUCUACCCACACGGCCAGAUGCCUCCGGGGUUAAUGCCCCCUGGGUUCCCCCUCCCAACACCCAGCCCCACUCGCUGGGCCCCCGCCCCUCCUACCCUCCGGACCCCCUCUCCAAGGAGGACUUCUACAGACAGAGGAGACUCCAACAGGAACA